AAUGACAAAAGGUUGCCGUAUAAAAACUAAAGCAGAACUUGAGAAAUAACAUAACAUCAACAGCAGCAAUUGUUGAGAUGUGAAAAAGAGAAACGGGUCAGAAUCAGCUAUGGCAACUUUAAUCUUCGUUUACUGUCUCCUGACAGCAGUCAGUUUCAAUCUGGCUGUUCCUGUGGAGGAAAUCAGGAGCAGGAAGACUAGAGAUAUGAGUGUGGAGGACUUUUAUCAACCAAUGCGUCCAGGUCAAUCAGGCUUUCCAUUUGUUUUCCUCAUGCCUACGGAUCAGUUUCCUGGAAUGCAACUUACACCCAACAUUUCUCCAAAUAUCAUACGGCCAUAUUCACCUGGUAUCUACCCAUUUCUGUAUCCAAAUCCCUAUUUACCCCCAUAUCUGCAAUCACAUCGAUAUCCAUAUCAUCGAUAUCUACACCGAUAUCCACACCCUGGUGUACGCUUAUUUGGCUCCAGGCCAUCUGUGGCGGUGCAACCCCCCAUUAUCGUAGUGGAUAGAGUCCCGAGUCCCACCACAGUCUCCCCGACAGCCAGACCCCAAACCACAGCCAUUGCUGUAGGAUGAGGAGCAUCUUUCUGGAGCCCAAUCAACACUUUCAGCUGUCACAUAAAACAUGACUUGAUUGUGAAUCAAACUUUAAUUUAAUAAUUGUUUAAUAUGUUUGAUAAUAUUUUAAAUGUAUGUUUUUUGUUCUCAAAUUAAUGUUCAGACUGGUGUUGAGUGAAACAACCAUGGAAAUAUUAAAUAUUAGUAAUCAA
Messenger RNA from Danio aesculapii, 771 nucleotides. RefSeq lists its product as uncharacterized. The coding region runs from base 110 to 577 and encodes 155 amino acids. Lineage: Eukaryota; Metazoa; Chordata; Actinopteri; Cypriniformes; Danionidae. The transcript is spliced from 4 exons. The record is from RefSeq and is a predicted model, not a curated record.